UUGUUCGCAGAGCCCAGACAGAAGAAGCCUGCCACUCCUUUGUCUCUGAUUGCCCCGUCCAGAUCCCACGAUGUAUAAGGAAAUUUGUACCAUGGCUUUUGUGCGGGCCAUCAUGGCUGAGUUCCUAGCCACCAUGAUCUUUGUCUUCUUUGGCCUCGGCUCAGCCCUGAAGUGGCCCUCGGCUCUGCCAAGCAUCCUACAGAUCUCCCUGGCUUUCGGCUUGGCCAUCGGCACCUUGAUCCAGAUGUUCGGUCACGUCAGCGGUGCGCACAUCAACCCAGCGGUGACCAUCGCUUUCUUGGUGGGGAACCACAUCUCCUUCCUUCGGUCGGUGUUCUACGUGGUGGCCCAGCUGGUGGGGGCCAUCACUGGGGCAGGCAUCCUUUACCUGGUGACCCCGAUCAACACCCGUGGAAACCUGGCUGUCAACGCGCUCAACAACAAUACAUCCCCAGGCCAGGCGCUGGUGGUCGAGAUCAUCCUCACCUUCCAGCUGGCGAUGUGCAUCUUUGCCUCCACGGAUAAACGCCGGACCGACAUCAUAGGCUCCCCAGCAUUGUCCAUCGGCCUGUCGGUCACCCUGGGUCACCUGGUUGGGAUCUACUUCACCGGCUGCUCCAUGAAUCCAGCCCGAUCCUUUGCACCUGCCGUCGUAGUGACAAGAUUCAGCACUGCUCAUUGGGUCUUCUGGUUUGGCCCCAUCAUCGGUGCAGUCCUGGCCUCCCUGCUUUAUAACUACUUCCUGUUCCCCUAUUCGCUGAACGUCUCUGAGAGGGUAGCCAUCGUGAAAGGCACCUACGAGCCAGAAGAGGAGUGGGAAGAGCAGAAGGAGCAAAGGACAAAGUCCAUGGAGCUGACCUCCCCGGCCCGGCGUCUUCUUGGCGGGGCUGGAAAUUCGAUUGUUCCCCAGCCACGAAGCACAAGGUCACAACUGCUCAAUUGGGAGGUAGCCCGAGGAGCCAGGAAAGGCCUGUAACCUCAACAGUCCAGGCCUCUGGUUUGCUCCAUAGUCCUGACGCCUCAUCCCGUAAGCCCCAACCGCACCCCCAGCUUCUGCUUGUUUUCUUCCCCUUCCCUUCCCAAGCUUCUCCCGAGAACCAUCUAAUACUGACUACGCUGUAAGGAAUUAACCCGGGACAAGAGCCUUUCUCUGAAUUACUCUCCAGUCUCUGCUUAGGCCCUUGGAAAGGGCAAGACAGCAAGUGAAAAGGAGGGAGACUAGGUGGUUUGUUGUAAAGGCUGCUGCUGCUUCUUCAGAUGUGCUAAUCUCCUCGCUAGUCUGCUGUGUCUUUACCUCCGUACAGCCGGAGACCACAUUCCUUGUGCGUCCAGGGCUCCCAUUAACCCCAUGGAAGCUUGGGCGCCUGGGGGGAGAGGAGAAAGGGAUGGGAUGCGGCCUAAGGGCCAGCAUGGCUGGUUUCAACAGAGUUGUGGCAAAUAUAUUUUCCCCAUGGCGCAUCCUACGUCCCAAACCUUUAUCCCCGGGGGAAGCUGUUCUUUCCUGCAUUGGCUGGUGUCGGCGAGUCCUGGUUAUUUGGUGCAUGAAGGAUAUGAUUUUGGACUUUGUACUUGUAUUAUUGUAUUAUUUAUUGUCAAUAAAAGACACCACGGGUUAAGCCUGAAAGCACAGCUG
Molecule: messenger RNA, 1633 nt
Organism: Malaclemys terrapin pileata
Lineage: Eukaryota; Metazoa; Chordata; Testudines; Emydidae
Product: aquaporin-5-like
Exons: 5
Coding region: 71-976 (301 amino acids)
Biological process (GO): transmembrane transport
Cellular component (GO): apical plasma membrane; plasma membrane
Molecular function (GO): water channel activity
Source: RefSeq, a predicted model, not a curated record